This is a messenger RNA of Laccaria bicolor S238N-H82, 174 nucleotides long. RefSeq lists its product as uncharacterized. The transcript has 3 exons. Gene Ontology annotation, cellular component: mitochondrion. Gene Ontology annotation, biological process: respiratory electron transport chain. The record is from RefSeq and is a predicted model, not a curated record. NCBI's taxonomy places the organism in Eukaryota, Fungi, Basidiomycota, Agaricomycetes, Agaricales, Hydnangiaceae. The annotation marks the transcript as partial.
CGUCUGCGUGCCUUAGCCCUCUACAAGGAGCUCCAUAGACUCGGAAGAGAUUACCCUGAUCCUUCGUACAAUUUUCAUUCCAAGUUACGGAGUCUCUACGAGAGAAACAGAAACCUUACAGAUCCAGAUGAGAUUGAGAAAGCGCUGAGAUUGGCUGAGUUCAUCAAGAAAGGU